Molecule: messenger RNA, 1515 nt
Organism: Musa acuminata AAA Group (dessert banana)
Lineage: Eukaryota; Viridiplantae; Streptophyta; Magnoliopsida; Zingiberales; Musaceae
Product: putative transferase At1g60990, chloroplastic
Exons: 12
Coding region: 89-1330 (413 amino acids)
Cellular component (GO): mitochondrion
Molecular function (GO): protein binding
Source: RefSeq, a predicted model, not a curated record
AUUUGGAUGACUCCGAUCAAAACUCCCCUCCACAUGACACCUCUUAUCCAGAAGAAUUCGAGGAGAGAUCGCCGCUACUCCGUCGCCGAUGGAGGUGCUCCGUUCCUACUUUGGCCCGCCCGUAGGUCUCUCGAGGCCGCGAGGCUUCUCCUCGUUCCUCUCCGGCCGGAACUACCGCCUCGGUGGCGGUUCGAAAUGGUCGCCUCCUGCCCGCCUCACUCCGCCUACGUGGAGACCUCUUCGCUGCGCUCCUUCGGCGUUGCCGCUUGAUGUCUCGCCUCCACCGAUCGAUGGCGACCCCGAACUCAAGGCGACUGAAGGUGCAGCAUUAGAACACUGUACUGCUGAAACAUUUGGUGAUGAUAAUGCAGCUAUUGAUGCUGCCUUUAAUGGAGUUGCGAUCAUGGACCUCUCACAUUUUGGCCGCCUAAGAGUAACUGGCGAAGAUAGGGUCCAUUUUCUUCACAAUCAAUCUACAGCGAACUUCGAAUGUCUAACUGAAGGAGAGGGGUGUGAUACUGUUUUUGUUACUGCAACUGCUCGAACAAUUGACAUUGCUUAUGUCUGGGUUAUGAAGAAUGCAAUUCUGUCACUUGUGUCUCCUUCUACCAGCAGUAGCAUAGCUGAAAUGCUUAACAAGUAUAUAUUCUAUGCUGAUAAGGUUGAAGUUCAUGACAUCACACAGCAGACAUGCUUUUUUGCUCUUAUUGGACCUAAAAGUAAUCAAGUCAUGGAGGCAUUGAAUCUUGGAGAUAUUGUUGAACAACCAUAUGGUACACAUCGGCAUUACAAUGUAAAUGGAGCUCCGUUGACCAUUGGCAUUGGAAGCAUCUUGUCAAGAGAUGGUUUUUCAUUCAUGUUAUCUCCAGCUUCUGCUAGAUCUGUGUGGAGAUCUCUUUUAAGUCAUGGUGCCAUUCCUAUGGGAGCUAAUGCCUGGGAGAGGCUUCGAGUUCUUAAAGGAAGGCCAGCCCCUGGAAAGGAGCUAACCAAAGACUACAAUGUACUAGAGGCAGGCCUCUCGAUGGCUGUUCAUCUAGAUAAAGGUUGUUACAAAGGCCAAGAGACCAUAUCUAGGCUUAUCACCUAUAACGGUGUGAAGCAGCGAUUAUGGGGGAUAAAACUAUCAGGCCAAGCGGCGCCAGGGACUUCUAUCAUGCUAGAUGGAAAGAAGGUUGGGGUGCUUACGAGUUACGCUCUGGGAAGAAGAGAUGGGGAGCAUCUCGGCCUCGGGUAUGCCAAAAGACAUGUUACUCCAGCUGAUGAGGUGUUUAUUGGGGAUGUAAAAGGGACUUUAGUGGAUGUGCCAUUCUUGUCCUACACAAAGUUGUGAAGUGCCAAUUCUGUUAUAUCUCAGUUGCCUGCAAAAUCUUGGCUCCACUUUAGUAGUCCAUCCAAAGACAAGAUUUUAUACUUUAAACCCUCAUUCCCGCAACCCAGUUCUUCUCUGACUUUUCUUUUAAAUAAUAUUUUUGGUCUGCAGAAAAUAUAAUACAUUGAUUAUGGCCAUUGCAGCUA